GGCUGGCAGCUAAAAAAGUACGCCAUCACCCUGCGCCUUUGUUGUCAGGCUGGGUCAGAGCGGAUGUGUUUUCCCUCGGAGCUAACAAACUCAGUCAGUUAUUAAGGUGGACAAGUGAGAUCUGAGAUGAUUGCAGUGACGUUUUGACGCCACUGGAUCAUCCCAAAAGUGGGAUUAGAGUGAACAUUAAAUCGUAGGACUUGUUGAAGAAGAACAAACAAAGGGUACACAUGUCGUCUGCAGCAGAGACUGUGGAAAAUGCCUCCAUUAUUGCAGAGAGUGCGUCUCAUGAUGGAAACCGCCUGUGGAUUGGCAACAUUGAUCCCAAAAUCACAGAAUAUCACCUGGUGAAGCUUUUGGAGAAGUUUGGCAAAGUUAAACAGUUUGACUUCUUGUUUCAUAAGUCCGGGCCUUUGGAGGGGCAGCCACGUGGCUACUGCUUUGUCAAUUUCAGCACCAGAGAGGAGGCAGAGAGGGCGAUCCAGUGUUUAAAUGGAAAGCUAGCUUUGUCCAAGAAGCUGGUUGUGCGCUGGGCGCACGCUCAGGUGAGGAUUAUUCCAGCCUCGUUGGCUCUGUGCAGAUCCCUGGCAUUCCGGCCUGGAGGAAUAGGUGGAAGGGAAGGGUCCUGGCUUGGGGAAACGUCAUUGUUUAACACUCUAUGCAUUUCUUAUGUCACUGAACAGUAUGCAGUUUUUAAUUCCAUCAGUGUAGCUAUAGAACAAGGUCUAUAAAUGUGUUUAUUAACGGAGACAUUUACAGGAAGCAACAGAAAUAACCUGUCAUGGGAUCAUCAUCCUUUGUUUUGUUUCUGUUUUUUUCUUCUCUCUGCAGGUUACAUGGUGAUUUGGAAGGUGGUUUUGAGAGGAAUGAGUGCAGAUGUUUGUUGUUGCUCAUCAGAUGGUCCAACAUUAUCCUCACUCAUCUCUUAGGGUGUGACUGAGCUGGAUACAGCGCACCGAUUGGUUAAUAUUUGCUUGACUGGACGAGGGAAAAAGUUCAGAAGUUUUUUGUUGAUCGUCCAUGUGGAACUAAGUCCGUCAAUGUUCAAUUUCCGGAUGAUUGUAAAUGAUUGCGUUUACUUUGCUCUGAUUGCUUCUAAUUGAAAUCUUUCUUCAUAUUCUACUUAUUCAACAGAAAAUAUUUAAUCUUAUGCUGACAGCUUUAUGUUUUAUUAUCCAUAAUUUGUGACUAUCCUCAUGUCUGUUUCUUGCUUCUUGUUUUUUUUCCCAUUUGUUUGUCCCUUGCCAUCUUUUUUUUUUUCUCGCCACUUAUUCUUCACAGAGGUUUGAAGGUUUUCGCAAUGAGAAGACGAUGCCUGCAAGCCUGGAACCAUCAUGCAGUGGUUCAACAGAGGCAGGCUCUAUUACAACAAGCAA
Molecule: messenger RNA, 1376 nt
Organism: Gambusia affinis (western mosquitofish)
Lineage: Eukaryota; Metazoa; Chordata; Actinopteri; Cyprinodontiformes; Poeciliidae
Gene: rbm18
Product: RNA binding motif protein 18
Exons: 5
Coding region: 231-731 (166 amino acids)
Molecular function (GO): RNA binding
Source: RefSeq, a predicted model, not a curated record